AUGUCCACCAUAUCCAAAGCGCCAGCAUUGGAGCCGGCCGCGGGCUUCUCACUCGAAUCGAAAGCGAGCCGGCCUGAUCGUGUGCCACUCCAAAAAGGUGAAUUUUCUGUGGCUUCACGAGCCGUUGCAUUAUCAACGUACUUUCUCUCUGGCGCACUAGCAAUCAAUCUAUCUCAAUUUCUCGGUGCACCGCUAUCUUUGGUCAACGAAGACUGGUACAACGCAUGGAUUGCAUUUACGAAGCAGUCUUUUGGGCUGCUCACGAUGACAUUGACGCAGACAUUUGCUCCGACCAAGGUUAUCGUAUCAGGGGAUGCUUCUGUACGAGGUCAAUUGCUAAAGUCCGCGGAGGGUAAUCUGACCCUAGAUUUCCCUGAAAGGUUGGUUCUGAUUGCCAACCACCAGAUAUAUACAGACUGGUUAUAUCUCUGGUGGAUUGCAUAUUGCAAUGGAAUGCACGGGCGACUCUACAUCAUCUUGAAAGAAUCCCUCAAGAAGAUUCCCGUUCUCGGCUGGGGCAUGCAACUCAGCCAAUUCAUCUUUCUCAAGCGAAAAUGGGAGGAAGAUAAGCCCAACAUGGCCAUAGCGCUGCAGAAGCUGAACAAAGUGGCGGAUCCAAUGUGGCUAUUGUUGUUCCCAGAAGGAACGAAUCUGGCACCCAGCACCCGUGCCAAAAGUGCUGCAUGGGCAAAGAAGAACAACAUAUCUGACAUGAAGCACGUCUUAUUGCCACGCAGUACAGGUCUACAAUUCUGCCUCGAUGAACUGAAAAACUCUGUGGAUUAUGUCUAUGAUUGCACGGUGGCCUAUGAAGGCGUGCCUAGAGGUCAAUAUGCGCAGGACAUUUUCACCUUGAAGGCUGGCUAUCUCGAGGGUCGACCACCGAAAAGUGUCAAUAUGUAUUGGCGACGUUUCACUGUCAAGGACAUUCCGUUGCACAGCGAGAAAUUAUUCAACCUGUGGCUAACAGCCCGCUGGCGUGAAAAGGAUCUUCUGAUGGAACAUUAUCUUCAAUUCGGGCAGUUCCCAGCAGAUAGGGGCGGCACGAGGUACAAGUCUGGAAAGGUCCUUCGUGGCUGCGGCCACAUGGAAGUUCCAAUCCAAGCAAGUCGGUGGUACGAAUUCUUGCAAAUCUUUGCGCCGAUGGGUAUCCUUGCCAUGGUUCUGGCUAUCUUCUACGGAGAUCUCCCGAAGAAGUUCUGGAAGAGCAUCAAUAAGCAAGCUGUACACUCUGGGACUGAAGACAUCAAGAGAGUCGGAUCGCAGGCGGCGAACGAAGCGAAAAAUUUAUCCACUUCGGCCCGCGGCCUGACCCUGGACUCAUUCUUCGAUCCCGCGCAACAAGAAGAGACAUUCAAAUCUGGUGCAAUGGCAGUCCAGAAACUUCUCACCUCACCCUCUGCACAGAAGCUACUCGGCAGCGCAGAUUUCAUCCAACAAUUCCUCUCUGAUCCGCAGAAAAUGGUCACUGAUAGUAUCACAACCAAGCAGAAAUCUUUCAUGCAAGACUUAGCAAUUGAGGAGGCAAGAAGGCAGCAGAAGACAGUGCCUGGGGCACCUGUCGGUUCCGUGAAGUCACUUAGAAACGGCACCGUCGCCAAACGACCGAAGGGCACAUUUUGGGAUACUCUAGAAGCGGAGGAGAGGAGCAGAGAUGGCACAGUCGUCCACAGAGGACAAAAGGCAAAGUUCUGGGAUGCAUUGGAUGCGGAGGAGAAGAGUCGACAAGGUCCAGCAAAGCCACAACGCAAAGGGACAUUCUGGCAGGACCUCCAAACGGCCGAGGAGAAAAAGGGUGGUGUAAGCAAAGGCAACUUCUGGGAGAACGUGAAAGCUGAGGAGAACAGUCGAUAUGGCACUGUUGUCACCCUGUCAAGCAAUGACUCGACAGCCGUUGGCAGCAUAAGCUCAGGCGUGACGAAAAGCUCCGCACCGAAACUAGGGCUGAGGAAGGCGGAUUCGAGCAUUGGGCCGACGAAGAACCACCCAAAGCCGAUAUCGACAACAACUUCUACCUCCAGCGGACCGACAAAGAAGCCCACAGUCCAACAACCCCAACAGAAACCACUCCAGAAUCCGCCCUCGUCAACAACAACAACAACAACAACAAUAACCUCAAACCCGAGACCAGAAACCACAGCCCGUCCAACAGCAGCAGCAGAAGCAGCAGCGAAACAACCGACCAAGCCACGGCCCACCAAGACGAACAUCAAAGCAGCCCCUUCGAAGCCUCCAGCAUCAAUUCCGUCCUCAAACAAGCCCAACAACCCAAAGCCAACGACCGCCACUUCCACCGCCAACACGAAAGCAAAAGCUCCGCAAGCGCCUGGCAGCACCAAAAAGCAAGCAACGAUAAAACCGAAUCCCAACCCACCCCUUCUUCCCAAGGCAACCAACAUCACCGCCGCGCCCGCAAAGAAGCCGCCCUUGAAGACCAGUGGUAAUAGCCCGACAACAGCCAAGCCACCCGUUGCCAAGAAACCCGCCUCGAUAUCAACAACGACGCCAGCAAAGAGAGUCCCGACGACCAUCAAGACAGGAGCACUGACGCCGGCAAAGCCAUCUACGACAGCAAGCGCUGGGGCGAAGAAAGCGGGUGUAGGUACAGGCCUGGCUAAGAAAGCUGGUGCGCCCAAGCUGAAGAGCUGA
This is a messenger RNA of Exophiala aquamarina CBS 119918, 2649 nucleotides long. RefSeq lists its product as uncharacterized. NCBI's taxonomy places the organism in Eukaryota, Fungi, Ascomycota, Eurotiomycetes, Chaetothyriales, Herpotrichiellaceae. The coding region runs from base 1 to 2649 and encodes 882 amino acids. The record is from RefSeq and is a predicted model, not a curated record. Gene Ontology annotation, cellular component: endomembrane system. The transcript has a single exon. Gene Ontology annotation, molecular function: acyltransferase activity.